This is a messenger RNA of Dissoconium aciculare CBS 342.82, 1662 nucleotides long. RefSeq lists its product as uncharacterized. NCBI's taxonomy places the organism in Eukaryota, Fungi, Ascomycota, Dothideomycetes, Mycosphaerellales, Dissoconiaceae. Gene Ontology annotation, cellular component: membrane. The record is from RefSeq and is a predicted model, not a curated record. Bases 1 to 1662 code for a protein of 553 amino acids. The transcript has a single exon.
AUGGACGACAGCUGCGAUGAUUGUAUGCCCUCCUACCUCCACAGUCGCGGACUGAUGGGAGCGCCAUCGCUAUCCGUACUACUCUCCACUCUACCUUUCCAGAUCACAUUCGUCGCCGUUGUUACGCUCGCAAAUUACCGACUUCUCCCGCUUGUGUCCAGCGAUGCGCCGCGCACUGUUCCCGACCGACUCCCGAUCUACAACAAAGAUGCGAAGAAGGAUCCGAACUCAAAGAAAUGGCGCGCGAAGAUCCAUAAACCCUCGGCGAAAAAAGUUGCUUCGGAAGUGUUCUCCACAAGCAUUGGCCUGUCCGCGGUUCUGGUUGAGCUCCUGUUGUGCGAAGUCUCGAACUUUUUGCAACCUGCCGCCAGAGCAUUGGCGCUGCGACUCACCUUGAGUUCGCUGCUCAUCUUGGUCAUUCUGAUCAUACCGGCGCUGGAAAUACACGGAAUCGCAAAAGUUGUAUUUGGGACACCUGCGGCGUCGGUUGCGAAUACGAAGUCGCGAUGGAGAUCACGAACGCGCUUGAUUGGAGAAUUGGCGAUCUUGAUAUCGUGGCUGCUGGUGUUCUGGCAUCUUCCCCAGGCGUCAAUAUUGCGGAAAUCAUUGGAAGAGAAUGAAAAGUGGCGGAAGGGUACAGACAAUCACUUCUCUGAGAAGUGUCUUGAGCGCGUUGGAAUUAUUGGGAUAUCCUUGAUGGCCUCGCUCUCAGGCUUUGCGGCGGUGUCCUCGAUAUGGCAGACAUUUGGAGCGCGGUACAGACCGGUGGAGGAAGCAGACAUCACGCGCAAAGCCAAUUCGCUGAGUGUUACGGAAGAAUUGCUUGCGGCGAAACAGAGCCGCGUCAGGGCACUUCUACACAAGAUGAACAAUGGAACGUCACCCGUUGACCAAAAUGGCCUUAUGGGUCGCGUUUUGGGCGCCUUUGGUGGGUCCAACGAGUCCAGUGAGCUUCGAGCUCUACAAAUGGAGAUCGCCGGACUCGAGACAAUGCGCUUUGGUCUGUCCACCUCCCUCGCCAACAGUCAAUCACGACGCGCGAUCCAAGAACGCUCCAAAACCAAAACCGGCAAGAUCCUCCUCGGCUUCAACACCGUCUUUGCCGUCUACUGUGCCUACCGCAUUGGCGCAACCCUCGUCUCGUCGCUCCGCCGCCGGUGGCAACCAUCCCAUAACUUCGCCACCAGCGACCCAAUCAACAACAUCCUCGCCCUCAUGACAUCCCACUGGGACAGCGAACUUGACCGCGCUGCCUGGUCUAGACAAUUCAGCUUCCUCCUCUCCGGCGUCAUGCUACUAGCAUCCUUCAGCGCCGUCCUCCAGACCUUCCGGCUCUUCGCGCGGUUCGCGCCAGGACUAGUCGAGCACGCACAAACCAGCCUGCCAUUGAUCAUAUCGCAGGUCGCGGGCACAUAUGUCAUCGCAUCCGCGAUUUUACUGGGGAGCAAUUUGCCUGAAGAUAUAAGCAGUGUGGUCACGGAUGCGCUGGGUACUCCACUCGAGGCAUUGUUCGUGGAGACGUGGUUUGAGGGUUGGUUCCUUGUCGCUGUGGGACUCACGGCAGUGGGGAUCUGGCUGGGGAGGAAAUUUGGGAGCGGAGCGGGCAUGGAUGAUGAUGCGUGGGACGACGACGGGAAGAGUGGUGGUGGGAAGAGGAGCUGA